UGAUAUUAUGAAAGUAGAAGCUGAGAGUAAUAGAUUCGAACAGUUCAGUCGCCGAUCUAUCAAAUAUCAGAACGGAGAAAAAACAAAAUGCCGUGUUUCUUGAGUACGAUUCAAAGCCCGAUCCAAGCAUUCCUCCGACCUGCUGUAUGGAUUCCAGGUCUUAAUAGACUUCACAGUCACAGAGAACAAUGGGUAUCUCUGAGUGGAACAGCAGAUCAGUUGGUAGAUGAUUUAAUCCAGGCGGUGGAUAGAGUUGCAGAGUCUGAUCCAAAGACUACAUAUGCAGUGAAGCAGGUUGACCGAGAGAAACACAAGGUCCAGAUCUACAACUGGACUUGGGCAGAGUGGCUGGACGUUGUUGAGAUUGAAUUCAGGGAUGGUGCAAACGGAGGGGUAGAAGCAAAGUGCUUCUCAUUCUCCAGUGGUUUUCUACCAACUUGGUUCCCACUUUGCUUUCUAUUCAAUGUGUUAUUCUUCUGGCUUCCAUUCUACGACAAUAAAUUCAACUCUACCAGGUUGGAGCGGCUUCGAGUCACCAUGGCAACUGAAUGCAGACUGGUUCCAAAGAAGGACCAGGAAUCGAACGAAACCACCCCCAUCGUAUCGGACAAACGCUCACCUACAUCCUCCCCACCAAGACAGACGUCACCGACUUCCACAGAAGCUACACCCACGGAAACGAAACAUGAUGCCAUGGCAACGGAGCAUUCCCAAGAGGAGGCCAUGCCCACAAACAUGGACAAACCUCCGGCAAAGAAUGAAGCCAGCACAGGAUUUGAAGGUACAGAUAGUGAUGAGGCCUUGAGAACGAGUCGGUCAGUUCCUAGUACCGAACCGGUCAAUGCAUGAAAUGAAACUCAUUUAAAAGGAAGAAUUUUAACUCACAUGAAGGGUCAUACGUUUAUUGCUUUUCAGAAUUUUCAUCAACAGAAAUUCAAGUUAAGUCACCCAACAGUAGGAUGUUGGAGGGUAAUUCCGUGCCAUGUGUCGUUCCGUUAAAAAACAUAUGUAGUUUGAAAUCCAUUGAUUUCAUCCAAAAAUGGAAAUCCAUUGAUAUGACCAUUUAAAUAGCUCUUCUUUUAUCUCUAUCAGUAUUCAGUAGUCAGCGGUCUCAUCAACAGAUUUUUUAUUUAUGGAUGAAAGAAAUGGAUAAAUGUCAUAUGUUGUAAGGGACAUCAUGGCACCGAAUGACCCAGAAAGUGGUCAUGUCGGAGUAGCCUCUCCUGUGUCUUACAUUUUCGAAAACCUUGAUCAUUAAUAAACUUUCCUUCAUAAAGUUUUUGUCAUUGUUCAAUUGGGCAUGACAUAUCUUCCAUUAAAAAAAAAAACAAAUUAACACUGUAUGUUUCUGUUGAAGGAAUACUGGGUAAACUUGACACAUUCAAUUUAAUUCAAUUCAACACUGAAGUUCAAUUAAUGCACUGCAGCCAAAGGCUGAUUUCAGAGUAUUUUACAUUUUUUUAAUACAAAUUCCACAUGAGAUCAUACGAAACAGGAAUUAAAUUGAAAUUUAUAUUGCAUUUACAAAAUAUUGUAGUUAUUACAGUUUCUGAUACUCCCAAUUCAUUAAAAAGGUGCAAUUCGUAAACCAUGUCUAAGAAUACAAAAUAGUAAAAUCAAUUGUUUUGCUGCUGUCUUUAUUAUAGAGUUAAUUGAUAUAUUGAUAAUAUUAAGGUUCAUGUGUUUCCAUGCUUUAAAAGAAAAUAAGAGACUUGUACCAUGCCCAUAUUGCAGUCUAAGUAUCACACUUAAUUCCAAGUUCAACACCUGACUGCAAUCCCAUACUGCUCUAAAAGUAAGCAUGUUUUUAAAAAGUCAGGUAAUUCGCACAUAAUAACAGUGCAAUAGUAUCCCCCAUAAAAUGUUUAAUGGUGUUGACAGUGAAAUAGAAAGAUAUGAUUUUGAACUUGAGCAUACUAAAGUUUAAGUAUGUACACUCACUAUUAUACCGACUGCCUGGA
Molecule: messenger RNA, 1961 nt
Organism: Strongylocentrotus purpuratus (purple sea urchin)
Lineage: Eukaryota; Metazoa; Echinodermata; Echinoidea; Camarodonta; Strongylocentrotidae
Exons: 5
Coding region: 88-849 (253 amino acids)
Source: RefSeq, a predicted model, not a curated record